AUUCUUGUCCUAGACUCCUCUUUUAAUCCCCCCACACUCGCUCAUCGUGCCCUACUGACGGAAUCAUUGGCCAGCUUUCCAAAAGACUAUUUCGAUGCAAGCAUUGUUCUGUUCUCUACACGUAACGUGGACAAACAAUUGACAGGGGCCUCUGUAUUACAACGAGCCCAGAUGAUGGAAAUUAUGGCCCGACAGUUUGGUGACACCACCAACUCUAUAAAUACAUCUACCAAAGCACUUGAGAAUAUCGCAGUUGCAUUGACACCACACGGCAGAUUUAUAGACAAGUCUAUUCAUAUCCAAACCUUUUUCAAACACCAGUUCGAUGCCAACGUAACAAUCAAGCUCUAUUUCAUAAUGGGCUUUGAUACUAUCACACGCUUCCUGGAUCCGGUCUACUAUCCCGAAGGCCGCGACACAGCUCUGGAGCCAUUUUUCCGCCACUCGCAUCUGAUCUGUGCAGAUCGC
This is a messenger RNA of Phycomyces blakesleeanus NRRL 1555(-), 468 nucleotides long. RefSeq lists its product as hypothetical. The annotation marks the transcript as partial. Gene Ontology annotation, cellular component: cytoplasm; nucleus. NCBI's taxonomy places the organism in Eukaryota, Fungi, Mucoromycota, Mucoromycetes, Mucorales, Phycomycetaceae. The record is from RefSeq and is a predicted model, not a curated record. The transcript has a single exon. Gene Ontology annotation, molecular function: nicotinamide-nucleotide adenylyltransferase activity; ATP hydrolysis activity.